Messenger RNA from Lolium rigidum, 1549 nucleotides. Its product is annotated as ethylene-responsive transcription factor ABR1-like. The record is from RefSeq and is a predicted model, not a curated record. Gene Ontology annotation, biological process: ethylene-activated signaling pathway; regulation of DNA-templated transcription. Bases 1 to 1209 code for a protein of 402 amino acids. Lineage: Eukaryota; Viridiplantae; Streptophyta; Magnoliopsida; Poales; Poaceae. Gene Ontology annotation, molecular function: DNA-binding transcription factor activity; DNA binding. The transcript has 2 exons.
AUGUGCUUCGACCUGGCGGACCAACGCAGACCGCACGGCAGCGGCGGCGGCGGCCGGGCGGUGAAGGACGGCGGCGAAGGUAGCAGCGGAGCGGCGGCGGGCUCGGCAAUGACAAUGGCGGAGCUCAUGUCCGGGUACUACCAGGCGCAGGAGAUGUCCACCAUGGUGUCGGCGCUGUCGCGGGUCGUCGCCGAAGACGAUCCCUGGGCGGCGGAGGCGUACCAGUGGGCGGCACCGGCGACGACUUCGUCCGGCGGCAUGGGCCUGGAGGAGCAGGCAAUGCGCGGCGGCGGCGGCGGGUACGUGCACGAGCUGGGGAGCUACCCGGGCGCGCCAUCGUCAGAGUUCGCAGGCUCGGACCACAGCUCUGACACCCAGAGCGCGACGACCAUGGGCGACCAGCACCACAACCCCACCUCCCCGGCGGCGGCGACCAACGCGGAGGCGUCCGAGGCGCCGCGCCGGCGGUACCGCGGGGUGCGGCAGCGGCCGUGGGGCAAGUGGGCGGCGGAGAUCCGGGACCCGCACAAGGCGGCGCGGGUCUGGCUCGGCACCUUCGAGACGGCCGAGGCGGCCGCGCGCGCCUACGACGACGCCGCGCUGCGCUUCCGCGGCAGCCGCGCCAAGCUCAACUUCCCCGAGGACGCGCGCCUCCACCCGGCCACCGCUGCCGCCGGCGCCGUCACCGCUGCACCGACCCAGGCUCCGAUCGCGGCAGCGUCGUCAGCCUCCCCGGCCGUGUACGCCGCCGGUGCAACCCAGGCAUCGGAGUACCUGCGCUACCAGAUGCUCCUGCAGGGGUCCAGGGACGCCGCCGCUGCCAACAACAACCAAGCCACCACCCUCCUCCCGUUCUACGGCGGCGCCAUGAGCAGCUCCUACGGCGGCGGCGGUGGCGUCAUGAGCAGCUCCUACGGCGGCGGCGUUGGCGGCCCCCCAAGCGGCUUCCUCGGCUCCUACUACUCCUUCCCGCCCUCCACCGUCUCCGUCGCCACCGUGCCCUCCUCCUCCUCCUCCGCCUCCUCUGCUCCGGGCAACUACUACGACCCGCACCAGCAGCAGCAGCAGAGCGACGCGGCGGCGGCGGCGGGGGCGGACUGGGACUGGCAGAGCGCGCUGGCCUCCUACGCGGGGACGACGGCCUCCUGGUCCGACUCCAGCAGCCAGCACCACCAUCAUCACCAGCCGCCGCACAACAACAACCAAUAGUGUAAUCGGAGAUUCUGCGCCGUUCUGGAAGAAUAAGAAGGUGUGUACGGACGCGGAUGGAGAUGGGCGCAGCCCAGCAGCAGGUGGAGUUCGAGAAGGAUGUCGUCGAUUGACAGCGAUCUGCUCAUUUUGUUCGUUCGUUGAUUAGUUUGGCUAGCGUGGGGUCAGUCAGUUAUCCCCUUAUUUUAUUUUAGUUCAGUUACUGCAACAAGGAUGGAAGAGCAAGCAUGUCUAGGAAGAUGGUGGCAUGGCUUGAUGCUCGAGGAUGGAGUUUGAACUUUGAUAGAUAGACAUAUUUGGGAAGGAUUUACUCCGGUUAUUCUCAAAGUUCUUUUAGGUA